UCCAGAUCGGUUGUCCUUCGUACACGUUCAGGCUCGUCCGUCCUGCUUUCGGACGUAGCAACCUCCAUUUAGGGGCGUAUCCAUUGUCCGGUGGCUCGGUCCUCCUUGCCGGGAUGAAGCAGGAGGGCACGGUAUGCCUGUCUACUCAUCGUCGAGAAGGCAUUUGCAUCCAUGCCAGACUGACUGGAAAUAGAACAAAGAGAGAAAGGAAAAAAGAGUUAGAGAGAGAGAGAGAAAGCAAGAAGAGAAAAACGGAAGUCCAAAGUCGACAUGUAAAAGGAAAAAAAGAAAAGCAUAUGAACAACAGACAAAACCCACCUCUACGAAAUGACCAGUCAAGCACCUGCAGGCUGCCGACAAAACACCACCAGCCAGCCAGCCAACCAGGCAGGCAAACCUCCAAGCGCACACACGGCCUACCCCGGGAAAGGGGUGGAGCGGGGCGGAGCGGAGCGGAACCUCACACCCACCCCCUUCCCAUAUCACAUGCAUACAGACAAGUCACGACCGCACCCCCGCACGAGGAAGUCACAGUACAAUGCCCCCAAAAAAAAAGCCCAGGGCCGCAUCAGCCAGCGAUUGGGUAGGUUAGGUUAGGUUAGGGUAGGGUAGGUAGGUAGAAGCAGAUUCGAUCGCUAUGUAUAGUACAGUAACUAGGUGGUGCAGAGCUGAGCAGAGCCGAGCCAGAG
Aplosporella prunicola CBS 121167 is the source of this 689-nucleotide messenger RNA. RefSeq lists its product as uncharacterized. The coding region runs from base 114 to 587 and encodes 157 amino acids. Lineage: Eukaryota; Fungi; Ascomycota; Dothideomycetes; Botryosphaeriales; Aplosporellaceae. The transcript has a single exon. The record is from RefSeq and is a predicted model, not a curated record.